Molecule: messenger RNA, 1347 nt
Organism: Aspergillus neoniger CBS 115656
Lineage: Eukaryota; Fungi; Ascomycota; Eurotiomycetes; Eurotiales; Aspergillaceae
Product: class I SAM-dependent DNA methyltransferase
Exons: 3
Coding region: 325-1056 (243 amino acids)
Source: RefSeq, a predicted model, not a curated record
CAUUCAUUCAUUCAUUCGUUGGGCAGAAAUUGCUGGUCCUUCUGUGAGCGUAUUAGCUGAAGGUGCCUAAUCCGCUUUAGGGAUCAACUUGGCGGCGACAUUGGAGGGUUUACAAGAAGUAUCCGAUAUGUCUCCGAACUUGCCUACUGUAAGCUUCUGGUCAGUCUGCUCAGCCAUGGUCAAGCAAGCUAUAAAUAUGGCUCUCUACGUCCACCUUCCUCCUCACUCGUAGCCAUCCCAAGAUCUUUUCCCAAUAGCAAUUGAUCAUAUAAAUCAUUUAUAAAUACCUAUACUCUGAUACCUAAGCCGAAUCUCUACCUAGACAUGGCAGAGCACACAGAGAGGAACCGUCAGUACUUUGACAAGCUGGCCAAGUCCUACACCAGCGACUUCAAAAGUAUCCUGGAAUCCAUUUGCAGACUGGUGGACAGUCACCGUCCUUGGAUCAAUGAUGCAUGGAUCGACACUGAGGCUGGAAAGGGGAAAGAUAUCAAGAUGUUAGAGUAUGCAUGUGGGACUGGGCCUGUUUCUUUGACGUUGGCACCUUAUGUCUCGAAGAUCGUUGGACUUGACGUUUCGGAUAAUAUGAUUAGCGAGUACAACAACAAUGCCAAAGAAGCGGGCUAUGAAGACAAGAUGGUCGCACUCAAGGGUGACCUUUUGGCUGAGUCUGCUCCGGCAGAGCUCUCAGGGCCCGAGUACUUUGGCUUUGAUCUCGUGGUUGUCAGCAUGGCCCUUCACCACUUCGAGAGACCAGAGUUAGCCAUGGCCCGCUUUGGAGAGCGUCUGAAGAAAGGUGGUGUGUGCGUAAUUGUCGACAUUGUGCCAGACGAUCACCACCAUGGCCAUUGUCACAAUGUUGAGCAUGGCUUUGGCGAUGCUGCGCAUACGGUCAAAAGCCACGGCUUCACCAUGGAUCAAAUGAAGCAGCUGUACGAAGAAGCAGGACUUGGGACGGGCUUCAAAUAUGAUAUUUCGAAGGAGCAGGUUGUAUUCCGCAAGGAUGGGAAAGAGCAUCUGAAGACCAUAUUCAUUGCUCGUGGGCAGCGUGCGUGAUAGCAAAGGAAUAGGUUGCUUAUGCUUUGGUGAUUAGCUUAUAAAUGCGAUAUGACAAGCCUCAUGUCCGUUCAGCAGUAAUGCGAUGUUCAUAGUCCACAGGUUCUGCAGCAAUUGACUUUGUAGUUCUUGGUUGUUAGUGGUAGGUUCAUUUGGAUCUCGACAUGACGAUGAUGAGCGCCUAGCAACCAAUCAGAGGCUUCGAAUAGUCAGACGCGAUCCGGUGUGAAAUGCAGUGACGGCCAUAACCACGCCUCCAUAGCUAGAUGUGUAUGUAGAUUUUGAUGGCUG